Messenger RNA from Macrobrachium nipponense, 435 nucleotides. RefSeq names its product proline-, glutamic acid- and leucine-rich protein 1-like. Lineage: Eukaryota; Metazoa; Arthropoda; Malacostraca; Decapoda; Palaemonidae. The transcript is spliced from 3 exons. The coding region runs from base 1 to 435 and encodes 144 amino acids. The record is from RefSeq and is a predicted model, not a curated record.
AUGAAUUGCUGUAAACCGUGGUUGAAACAACAGCAGAUUUUGAGCUGUCCGGAUUUUUUCACAUCUUUUGCACUGAAGAUCACAGGUUCAUUGUCCUGUUAUCCCGCCACUUCAUGCUCAAGACCCACUUUUCCUCCUUCACCUGCUCCUGCUCCUGCUCCUGCUCCUGCUCCUCCUCCUGCUCCUGCUCCUCCUCCUGCUCCUCCUCCUCCUCAUUUCGAGAGAGGGGAAUUACUCCCAGGAAUUUUCCUUAAUGGCUUUCAGAGGCGUCCCCUGGAGAUGACGGAGGAGGAGGAGGAGGAGGAGGAGGAGGAGGAGGAGGAGGAGGAGGAGGAGGAGGAGGAGGAGGCCUCGAGUGAAAUAUCGAAGGAAUAUCGUAAAAACGCCUCGACUUUAUUACGGAAUCAAUCUAUCACUUCUGGUGCUGCUGCUUGA